GAAAUGAAUAGAUCUGAAGUAUCUCUCCAAGACGAUUAUGAACACCCAGAUCCUUUAGAGUAUAUAUUGGAGUCGGUUUUAAUGCCUAGUGAUGAAAGUUUAGAAUAUAAACUUUUGGCAGAUGAUUACAACUCCGUUCUCCUCAACCAAUGUCACUGCAGUGGAGUCUGUGAAGACAGCAAAAUCUGUCCACAUGGAGGACAAUAUGACUGUUCAGAUGGGAACGAUGUACUUCUUAGGAAAACAUCACUUCCCGUCCUUGAGUGCAAUGAUCUAUGCACAUGCAGCAGGAACACCUGCUGCAAUCGACUCGCGCAGUACGGACCAAGAAAAAAUCUGGAAAUAUUCGAUUCCCCAGUAUUUGGAUCCAAAGGUCUACGAACUACAGUAGGCAUUUCAAAGGGCGGCUACAUAUGCGAAUAUGCCGGAGAACUUCUAACCCCAUCAGAGGCAAAAAAACGUUUGCUUUAUAAUGAAGAAAACGGCCUUAUGAACUACAUCCUAGUUCUAAAUGAAUACGCCAGCGAAAAGAAGCAACAGGUGACCAUCGUUGAUCCUUCUAGACGUGGGAACAUAGGCCGCUACCUCAACCACAGCUGCGAGCCCAACUGCUACAUAGCAGCAGUACGAAUAGACUGUCCUAUACCAAAAAUAGGUAUUUUCGCAGCCCGGGAUAUUUUGGCCCAGGAGGAGUUGUGCUUUCAUUAUGGCGGAGAGGGGCAGUUAGAUAACUUAGUAGAUGGAAAGCCUUGCCUUUGCGCUUCUUCUAAAUGCACGGGAUUCAUGCCAAGUACUGAAAUUGAAUGA
Molecule: messenger RNA, 807 nt
Organism: Drosophila eugracilis
Lineage: Eukaryota; Metazoa; Arthropoda; Insecta; Diptera; Drosophilidae
Product: probable histone-lysine N-methyltransferase set-23
Exons: 2
Coding region: 4-807 (267 amino acids)
Cellular component (GO): nucleus
Molecular function (GO): protein binding; zinc ion binding; histone H3K9 methyltransferase activity
Source: RefSeq, a predicted model, not a curated record